GGCGGUUUCCGGCGUGUCGCGCGGUCUCGGGCCGAGCGCGGGCCGGAGCCGAGCGCCGGGCGUCGCAGCCAUGGCCUCCCUGCUCGCCAAGGACACCUACCUGCAGGACCUGGCCAGAAAGAUCUGCGUUCAGCCCGGCCCCGAGCGACCGAGGCGCGAGCGCGCCGGCAAAAUUCAAGGCCCAGAAGCUGCUGGACCACCAAAGAAGAAAAGAAAGAAGACACAGAAGAAGUUCAGAGAGCGGGAACAGAAAUCUGCAGAGCACAAGGCCAAGACCGUGGCUUCUGGGGCCAAAAAGCCAGUUGCAGUCAGGGAGGAGAAGGAGGAGGAGGUUUCCAGGCCCUCUGGGGCCCCUGCAGAUGGCCGUGCCACAGAAUCUGUCUCUGUCUUUGCCUUGGAUGUCCUUCGACAGCGACUGCACGAGAAGAUCCAGCAGGCCCAGGGCCAGGGCAGCACCAAGGAGCUGUCUGCAGCCACACUGGAGAAGCGGCGCCGUAGGAAGCAGGAACGAGAACGCAAGAAGAGGAAACGGAAGGAGCUGCUUGCCAAGAAAAAGGCAGCGCAAGCUCAGGAGGCAGAAGAGAAGGAAGCAGUGACGGAGGCGGCCCCUGGCACGGCCCGUGCAGAGCCUGUGGAGCCCGCGCUGAUCUUCAACAAGGUUGAGGUGAGCGAGGAGGAGCCAGCCAGCAGGGCCCAGCGCAGGAAGGAGAAGCGGCAGCAGGUGAAGGGGAACCUGACGCCGCUGACGGGCAGGAAUUACCGGCAGCUGCUGGAGCGCCUGCAGGCGCGGCACAGCCGGCUGGCAGAGCUGCAGGAGCAGGAUGCGGGCAAGGCCCAGGAGCUGGAGGCCAAGAUGAAGUGGACCAACCUGCUGUACAAGGCAGAGGGUGUGCGCAUUCGCGACAAUGAGCGCCUGCUGGAGGAUGCACUGAAGCGCAAGGAGAAGCGGCGGGUGCAGCGCCAGCGCCGGUGGGAGAAGCGCUCGGCGCAGGUGGUGGAGAAGAUGCAGCAGCGGCAGGACAAGCGGCGCCAGAACCUGCGCAAGAAGAAGACGGCACGGGCCGAGCGGCGCCUGCAGAAGGCCCGCAGGAAGGGCCGGGUGCUACCGCAGGACCUGGAGCGGGCAGGCCUCUCCUGAGCCCCACCAUGACCUUCACCCGGGCCUUCCAGCACCUUCCUGCCUGUGGCUGUUGUCUCCACCCAGGUGCCGUGACACUGGAGCAUCCCCGAGUUCCCAGUAUCGCACAGUCCUAUGGUCAGCUACUUCAAAGCUGGGAUUGUGUGUCCACGAGAAUGGCCACAUCCACAGACCCCAGGAGGCACGGCCUGUUCUGCCAGCCGCCUCUUGAGGUGGGAGCACCUCUUGAAGUGUGCGGGGCAAGGAGGAGGGGCCUGGGCAGGGGCAGGGGUGUGGCCACCUGCUGGGAGUAGAAGGCAGCGCCUCAAUCCGCUGUGUGAUUGUGAACCUUAGAAGGCUGGGCCGCAGCAGGGGAGCCGCUGGCUGCAAAGGAGCUGUAGGGACUGGAUGUGGUUCUGAGCCUGAGUACCAAGGCCUUUGCUCAGUCCUGGCUUCUGCCAGUGUCCCCCACAGCAUCCCCACCACUCAGAACCCAGAGGGUGGGGGUGUCUUCCCAGAUCCAGGCCACAUGGACACAUCUCGGCAGUCACUGGCUUGGGGGUGGGAGCACUGCGGUUGGCACCUCCUGGAGGUGGGCCUGCUGGUACAACAGGCACGUGUGGGAGGCAGUGUUUAGGAGACCUGGGCGUUUCUCUCUGGAGGCAGAAAGUGCACCCAGCUGAGCCAGCCUGCAGUGCGCAGCAGUUUGCUGGGCUUGAGCUCUGGAGUGGCUGGCUGUGCUCUCUGGAGCCCCAGCGAGAGCCUAGGACAGCGCUGCACCCAGCAGCCAGGGAAGUCCUGGGACUGGGGUGCAUGGCAGCCGAGCAGGACAGGAAGGGUACGGCGCUGGGCUGGAGCCCUUUGUCCCCUCCCAGGUGCUUGGCUGUGGCUUGGCAGCUCUACAUGGUGGUGUGAGCUGUCCUCUUCCGCCCCUGUCCUUCAAGUUGAGACCCCAGUAAACGGUUUGCACUUUU
Octodon degus (degu) is the source of this 2091-nucleotide messenger RNA. It is a transcript of the gene Surf6, whose product is annotated as surfeit 6. NCBI's taxonomy places the organism in Eukaryota, Metazoa, Chordata, Mammalia, Rodentia, Octodontidae. The record is from RefSeq and is a predicted model, not a curated record. Gene Ontology annotation, cellular component: nucleolus. Gene Ontology annotation, molecular function: DNA binding; RNA binding. The transcript is spliced from 5 exons. Gene Ontology annotation, biological process: ribosomal small subunit biogenesis; ribosomal large subunit biogenesis. Bases 71 to 1138 code for a protein of 355 amino acids.